Triplophysa dalaica is the source of this 1790-nucleotide messenger RNA. RefSeq names its product guanylate cyclase activator 1d (gene guca1d). The transcript is spliced from 4 exons. The record is from RefSeq and is a predicted model, not a curated record. Gene Ontology annotation, molecular function: calcium sensitive guanylate cyclase activator activity; calcium ion binding. Bases 101 to 658 code for a protein of 185 amino acids. NCBI's taxonomy places the organism in Eukaryota, Metazoa, Chordata, Actinopteri, Cypriniformes, Nemacheilidae.
AAGGAUCGGACAGGGUCAGCUGCCCUAAAGCAACGGCCUGGGCCAUCUGUGGAUCAGAAGUUGCGGAAGGGACUGUUUCUGUCCCUGUGGGUCAACAGGCAUGGGUAACAAUCACGCAACUUUGGAUGACAUCCUGGCUGAGGAUAUGCACCACUGGUAUAACAAAUUCAUGAAGGAGUCUCCGUCAGGUCUGAUCACGCUGUUUGAACUCAAGUCCAUUCUGGGAUUGCAGGGUAUGAAUGAGGACGCAAACAGUUACGUGGACCAGGUGUUCUUCACAUUCGACAUGGAUGGGGACGGGUAUAUCGAUUUUGUGGAAUACAUUGCUGCCAUUAGCUUGAUGCUUAAAGGGGAAAUCAACCAGAAACUCAAGUGGUACUUCAAACUUUUUGACCAGGAUGGCAAUGGAAAAAUUGACAAGGAAGAAUUGGAGACUAUAUUCACGGCAAUACAAGACAUUACAAGAAACCGUGACAUUGAGCCUGAAGAGAUAGUGACUCUCAUUUAUGAAAGGAUUGACGUGAAUGGGGAGGGUGAACUGACGCUUGAAGAGUUUAUCGAAGGAGCUAAAGAACAUCCUGAUAUAAUGGAAAUGCUCAAGAGCCUGAUGGACCUUACUCCAGUCUUACUUAUCAUUGUUGAGGGUCGAAUGCCCUAAAUUUGACUAAACAUUCCAGGGACAAAAAAUAUGACAAUCCCCCAUCAUAGCACUAUUUUUCAAGAUGUUCGGCAAUCCCACUCUGAGUAUCAGAUGUAGCUCCUCACGCUUGAUCCCCACAUAAGGAAGUUCUGGGAAGAAUUCAGACGAAUCCCGGAUCAUUGUGUCGGAGCUGUCCAGAGCCAAUCAUUGAUCUUUUAAUGCGAUGAGUACAGAGGACCAAGGAACUGCUGGCAGGACUUGGGAGCGAACCACAUUGUGCUUUAAAAAGAAAGGCUCAGUAUUGAAAGCUGAGCAAAGAGUCAUGACUUUCAUUGAUAAGCACAACCGUAAUCCAUCCUGUCUAAAACCUGUUUAGUUCAACUGUUUAUGGCAUCCAGAAGUAUCAAUAUGGUGUCAAUAUAUUGCAAGUGAAUUGGGACACAGUCAAUUGCCUUUGUGGUCUGAAUUUCCAAGAGAACAAGAGGCAAUCAGAUGAGGUAUAGAAUACCAAAAAAACAGAACUUUAUACGUCUCGAAUUCACAGUUGCAUUGUACAGAAUCUCAAAAACUGCAUUGCUACCAUUUGUUGCAUUAGGCCAAGAAUUGUUUUGUCCAAUCUAAACUCUUGUUGAAUGUUUCCUGUGUGCAAAAUUUUAACUGCAUAUUUCAAACUCAUAUAGAGAUAUGUAUAUUACUGUAAAAUCCCAGUUUAGAGGCUGACACUUAUAGACAUAUAGGCAACUAUCAAAAACAAAUAUAAGUGUGUCACAAAUAAGUAACUUAAACAGUGUUCUCAAACACAUACCAUUGUAUGUCAUGCCUGAAUAGGUCAUAACUGGGGGAAAAAGGGGGAGUUCUUGAUGUGCUUUCAUGACUUUUAAGGUGAAGGUGGUAUAUUAAGAAGAUGUGAAGUGUUUUAAACUGGCCUUUUUGACUUUGAAAUGGUGUCUUUUAAUGGAGGCAAUGAAAGCUUAGUUAAAAGCUUCCUCACAGAGAUUAUUCCAGUUUCGUACCAUGGAAUCUAGACUUGCAUCUGGUGGGAUUUUUAUUUGAUAAUUUUCAUUCUAGACACAUACCACACAAGUUCUUCAAUAGGAUUUUGUUUUUCUGUACUUUGUAACAAUCAGCUAAUAUAUUAUCUGAGAUGGAA